Molecule: messenger RNA, 2299 nt
Organism: Labeo rohita (rohu)
Lineage: Eukaryota; Metazoa; Chordata; Actinopteri; Cypriniformes; Cyprinidae
Gene: lbr
Product: lamin B receptor
Exons: 14
Coding region: 171-2003 (610 amino acids)
Biological process (GO): sterol biosynthetic process
Cellular component (GO): nuclear inner membrane
Molecular function (GO): oxidoreductase activity, acting on the CH-CH group of donors, NAD or NADP as acceptor
Source: RefSeq, a predicted model, not a curated record
UCAGAGAGCUUCCCGCCCUCAAGGACGCUGGUAGGUUGAGCGGUCAUAGAGGGAGGAACGAACUCAGAGCGGGGGCCAGUGUUUUAAAACAAUAUUCUCUAUUUUAUGAAGUUCUGUUGAUAAGCUUUAGAGAUUUUUAGGAUAUUAAGCUCGACUGAAGGUACACGAGGAUGCCGACUGCAAGGUUUCAGAUUGGAGAUACUGUAAUGGGCCGCUGGCCUGGCAGUAACCUUUAUUAUGAGGUCAAGGUGCUGAGUUAUGACAACAAGACUCGGCUCUACACCGUCAUCUACAAAGAUGGUACUGAACUGGAGCUAAAGGAAUCUGACAUCACGAGCCUGACAAUAUUUAAGCAGGGUGUUACACGCUCUCGCUCCAGAUCCCGCUCUCGCUCACCGGGACGUCCGCGUCGCAGUCGUUCCCGUUCUCCAGCUAGGACGUCCCGCCGAUCUUCCACUCGCACCACAGAAGUGCGCAAGGAAAAACUCAAAGAAAUGCUGGAGGUCCGACUCACUCCUUUGCCGAUGACACACGAGAACAAUACCAACAACAAACAUGAGAAGAAAGAGGAAAAUAAUACAGCUACUAAUACAGCUUCCACAAUCAUUGAGGAGAAGACAGAGACUGAUUUAGAGAAUCAGGCAGCUGGGCGCUACAAUCUUCGGCGCAGGAAGGACCAGGGUGAUGGCAAGGCAGUUGAGUUGGAGCAAAAGACAGAGACGGAGACAUUAUCACAAAUUAAACCAUCCACUGCCAUCAAGCCAGCUGAUUUGGAGUUCGGAGGAAGAGUUGGUGUGUUCUUCCUGAUGUUUCUGUUGCCUGUGGCUGUGUUGGCAUUGCUUAUUCUCUGUGGGCAGAAGGAUGCCAGUCUCCAGAGCUUCCCUCUUGAGAUCCCUUCCUGUCAGUCUCUCUGGGACUCGCAGGUCUUCGGCAUCGUCCUCCUCUGGCUUCUCUUCCAGGCCGUUCUCUCCCUGCUCCCUGUUGGAAAGCUCGUUGAAGGAAUGCCUCUCAAGAAUGGGAAAACUUUGAAAUACAGGAUUAAUGGUUUCUAUGGACUCCUCCUCACGGCUGUGGCAGUAGGCAUUGCCGUGUAUCAGGGGGUGGAUUUCAGCUACAUCCAUGCUCACUUCCUGCAGUUCUACACCUCGGCCCUGCUCAUCGUCACUCUUCUCAGCAUCUACCUUUUUGUCCGCUCCCGUUGGGCAUCUAAAGAUGAGCUCGCUCCUGGGGGCAACUCUGGCUACAUUAUCUAUGACUUCUUCAUGGGCAGAGAGUUAAAUCCUCGCAUCAAGAACUUCGAUAUCAAGUUCUUUUGUGAAAUGCGUCCAGGUCUGAUGGGUUGGGUACUGAUUAACUUUGCGAUGUUGCAAGCUGAAAUGAAGCACCAGAAUCUGGAGAAUCCUUCUCCAGCGAUGCUCCUGGUCAAUAUCUUCCAGCUCCUGUGGGUCGUUGAUGGUAUUUGGCAUGAGGAGAAACUUCUGACCAUGAUGGAUAUAGUGUACGAUGGCUUCGGAUUCAUGUUGACAUUUGGAGAUCUGGCUUUUGUUCCCUUCACGUUCACCUGUCAAGCAUACUAUCUAGUCAGCCAUCCCAAUGAACUCUCUAUAUUCUGGAUCAUUACUCUCAUUGCUAUGAAUGGAGUUGGAUACUAUAUUUUCCGGAAAGCCAACUCACAAAAGUUUGCCUUCAGGAAAAACCCCUCUGACCCGGCAGUGUCUCACCUAAAAACCAUUCCUACUGCAACUGGAAAGAGUCUUAUUGUGUCUGGUCUCUGGGGGUGGGUCCGUCAUCCAAAUUACCUGGGCGACAUCAUCAUGGGUUUGGCUUGGUCUCUGCCGUGCGGAUUCAACCAUUUGAUCCCAUACUUUUAUCUGAUCUACUUGAUCACUCUGCUGGUGCACCGUAACGCACGGGACGAGCGCCAGUGCAGGAAGAAGUACGGCUCUGCGUGGGAAGAGUACUGCAGAGCUGUCCCGUACCGCAUUUUCCCAGGGAUAUACUGAGGACUCAACAGACUCGAUCUGUUACGGACAUUCGGGGCAACUAAAUCUUUCCUCAGGAUGACAUUGAACAUCAUGAGUUUUUAGCAGCUUGGCAUCUUUUUUUAAAUCUUUGACAUUUUUGUAAUUGAGCAUCAAAUUUAAACCAAAUUUUCUGCCUUAUCGCAAAACGUUUACGGAUUGUGGACACAGCCCCGUUUUUAGAGUUCGAUCUCUCAAAGAUGUAUAUUGUUGUACAGACGUGUUGUUGUUUUUUUUUUUUACACACAAGAUUGUUUUGCAUAAUCCGUAUCUUUUGA